This is a messenger RNA of Clavispora lusitaniae ATCC 42720, 963 nucleotides long. The record is from RefSeq and is a predicted model, not a curated record. Lineage: Eukaryota; Fungi; Ascomycota; Pichiomycetes; Serinales; Metschnikowiaceae.
AUGGCGCUGUCCUGCAAGACCAUCUUCCCCUUUGAUGCGCCGCUCAGCAGCUGUUUGGCAUGCCGAUUGCAGUGGUGCAUGAAGCGCAGCAUCAGUGUCAAAAAGGGCCCUCUAUUUAUUCAAGCUCCAUUCCUGCAACGCUCCGUCUUUCGUGAUGCACGCUUCUCCAUCUUCACUUCUUCUCAUCACCUAUUCCUGCUAAUCCGUCACUUUAUUUGCAUCAAUGUUCAUUCCUCGGGCCUCCUCUCACACCCGUCUACCUCCAUUCAGCGAGUUGAUGCUGUCCAUUUCCCACCAGCAUACACCCACGUACCAUGCGCCGCACAUCCCGCUUCAAUUUGCGUUCCCUUCGCCGCGCUCCGUCCCGGGCCCAUUCGACUUUGCCCAUUCCAAUGCGCCUUCUAUGGCUUCUCUGGCUUCUCUGGCCGCUUCGAACCGGACCAACUCUACACUGGCGCCUUCGAGUCUGGCCAGCCCCAGCCUGGACGCCGGCGUAAGCGCCUCUGGCCCCGGCCAUGCCCUUCCGCCUCUCCACGGCCUCCCCGCAUACCACCUUGCCGCAGGGCCCAAGCCGGUUCUGCCUCCGUUUUCUCGCCCGGCCGAGAUCCCCACGCCGCCCGCCUCGGCCGAGUUGGGCAGCGCCCCAAUGGUCGACUGCAAAGCCGAGCCCGUGGUGCCCAAAAGAAAACAUGCGUGCAAAACGUGUGGGCGGUCCUUCACCACGCUGGGCCAUUUGGCCCGGCACAACAGAACACACACGGGCGAACGCAAGCACAUGUGUCCGUUUCCGCAGUGUGGUGCCCGUUUUGCUCGCCAGGACAAUUGCAUGCAACACUACAAGAUGCAUUUGAACGGGAAGAGCAAACGGCGGGGCAAGCGGGCUUGACGACGUCACGAACGGGUUUCAAUAGGAAAAGUACACGACAUCACCGGACAUGUGUAGUGGAAACGAGUAAUGAGUAA